Molecule: messenger RNA, 12264 nt
Organism: Eublepharis macularius
Lineage: Eukaryota; Metazoa; Chordata; Lepidosauria; Squamata; Eublepharidae
Gene: SRCAP
Product: Snf2 related CREBBP activator protein
Exons: 33
Coding region: 436-11064 (3542 amino acids)
Cellular component (GO): Swr1 complex
Molecular function (GO): ATP-dependent chromatin remodeler activity; ATP hydrolysis activity; histone binding
Source: RefSeq, a predicted model, not a curated record
UUCAGUGGACUGGAGAAUAUUGGAUUAAGAGCCACGAUUGUGUUAAAAAAAAAGGAAUAAACAGCCCCAAGUUGAGGUUAGAGAAGCACAGAAUAAAACAGAGCUAAGAAAAAAAGGAUAGCAAAUAGAGUUGGGUUACAGGAUUGGGUGGGUUAGUAGAAUCAAGCUAGGAGAAGGAAUGCUACACUGGACAGUGAGAUGAGGGUAAUGGACAGAAUAUUAACACUUCUGGAGCAAAAGUGGGUGCGUAGGAAAGUUAAGGCAGGCCAGGGAACAGAAUAUUUGAGGUUGUGAGUUCUUGGGGUCAGUGGUAAUGAACAUAAAGGAUACCAUGCAGACAUCCCAGAAUCCUCAAGUGGAAGAGUAAGUAAGGGAUGUGUUCUAUUGGUGCUGCUACGUAGCACCCCAAACAGGUUCUUGCCUCUUCCCAUAGGCAUGGAUUUGGUAGCUGGUGCUUACAAUAAAACUCUUCACUGCAACCCGCAGACAGGCCACCCCCGUGCUGUCUGCGUUACAAUCAAGGAGAGACAGUUGUUUGGCCAAAAUUUUGGUAGAGAUGUUGAGGAGCAGGGGAGGGGAGAAAGGAUCCGGAGCCAAAGGAACAGACACUUGUACAACUAUCACCAAAAAGAUGUUUGCUGUCCUGGAAUAAGAAUCUCACCUCCUUACAGGAGUAGUCUUCCUCAGGAAAGCGAAACCCUGGAAGUGGAGCCUGACAAGCAAGAAGAGUUCUCAGCUCACAAAGAUAAUUCUGAGACGGGCAGUCCCGAGCGCAGGCUGGGCUGCCAGAGAACCCAGGAGCUGGAUAGCUCUUCCCAGUGGCUGGCUGACCAGAAUGAGGCCGGUUCCCAGCAUGCACUGGAGCAGGACACAAGCACUACAACCACAAACGAAGCUAUUGGGACGAGAGGCAAAGAGCAAGAGAGAAUUAAAAUGCAGAACAGUCCUACCCAACAGCACUAUGUGCUGCACACACAGGUAGAGUUGGAGAUUGCAUCGGACGGAAUGACGGGCAGCAACCCAGUGUCCCCAGCCUCAUCAGGCUCACCUGCCUCAAGUGGCAGCAUCUCACCACCACAUCUCACCCACGACUCCUCUCUGGACAGUCAUCUCGGCUUUGAUGGUCCUAAGGCACAGAACAAGACCCUGGUAUCUCAUGGGAUGUACACCUCCUCUGACCCGGCAAGCAUGUGGGACAAGACACAUGCUGAGAUUGCUGAACAGGCCAAGCACGAGGCAGAAAUUGAGAACCGCAUUGCUGAAAUGAAGAAGGAGGGUUUCUGGUCUCUGAAGAGGCUAUCCAAGGUGCCUGAGCCUGCCCGUCCCAAAGUGCACUGGGAUUAUCUUUGUGAGGAGAUGCAGUGGCUGUCUGCUGAUUUUGCCCAAGAGCGCCGCUGGAAGAGGGGAGUCGCAAGAAAGGUUGUGCGUAUGGUGAUUAGGCAUCAUGAAGAGCAGAAGCAGAAAGAGGAACGCGCCAAACGUGAGGAACAAGCCAAGUUGCGCCGCAUUGCCUCCUCCAUUGCCAAAGAGGUCAAGCAAUUCUGGAGCAAUGUAGAGAAGGUUGUUCAGUUCAAACAGCAGUCACGUCUGGAGGAGAAGCGAAAAAAAGCACUGGACCUACAGCUGGACUUCAUAGUAGGACAGACAGAAAAGUACUCGGACCUGCUGACCCAGAGCCUCAAUGAGACCCUUCCAGUUGCCAGCAAGACCAGCAGCUCCCAUGCUGGCUCUACUGCCUCUAGCCCGCCACCUCCCAGUCAGCUUAUUGAGGAUGAAGAUGGGGAUUUCCAACCCCACGAGGAGUCAGAUGAUGAAGAGACCAUUGAGGUGGAGGAGCAGCAGGAAGGGAAUGACUCAGAGACUCGGCAACGGGAGAUUGAACUGCUGAAGCAAGAGGGUGAACUGCCUCUAGAGGAACUACUGCAGUCACUGCCUCCCCAGAUCCUGGAGAACUCCUUCAGCAUGCCUCCUUGUGCCUCCAGCUCUGACAAUGAAGAAGAAGAGGAGGAUAGUGAAGAGGAAGAGGAACAGGAAGAAAAACAGAUCUCCAAGAAUCUAAAGGAAAAACCAAAGCCUGUUGCUCAAAGGAAUAAAAAACCUUGGAAGCCUGAUGAGGAUGAGGAGUUCACUGCCAACGAAGAGGAAGCUGAAGAUGAAGAAGAGACAAUAGAUGCAGAAGAAAAGCUGGAAGGGGACGUGGAUCACAGCAAAGAGCUGGAUGACCUGGCCAAGGAAGGUGAGCUGUCUAUGGAAGAGUUGCUGCAGAAAUAUGCUGGUGCCUAUGCCUCAGACUUUGAAAUGGAGGAGUCAGAUGCUUCAUCUGAGGCUUCAGAGCCUAGCACCUCUGAGUACGAAGAGGAGUCAGAAGAGGAGGACACCAGUAGCCAGUCGGAUUCCACCGAAGAGGGGGGGAGCGAACAGGAUGAAAGUGAAGAGGAGGUAGCCAUUGACGAAGAAGCUUCAGUGAGCCAGGAGGAGGAUUUUGGUGUUGAGUAUCUGCUGAAGCAGGAUGAGGAUCGUGGAGGUGAGGGAGAAAAUGACUCUGCUCCAACCCCAGGGCCCAAGAAGGAAAUCACUGACAUUGCAGCGGCAGCAGAGAGCCUGCAGCCCAAAGGCUAUACCCUGGCUACUACACAAGUUAAGACACCCAUUCCCUGUCUGCUGCGAGGGACUCUGCGAGAAUAUCAGCACAUUGGGCUGGACUGGUUGGUCACCAUGUAUGAGAAGAAACUCAAUGGUAUUCUGGCUGAUGAGAUGGGGCUUGGCAAAACAAUCCAGACCAUCUCCCUGCUAGCUCAUCUGGCCUGUGAAAAGGGUAGCUGGGGACCCCACCUGAUCAUUGUUCCCACCAGUGUCAUGCUGAACUGGGAGAUGGAGAUCAAGCGUUGGUGCCCCAGUUUCAAGAUCCUCACUUACUAUGGGGCACAGAAGGAGCGUAAGCUGAAGCGGCAGGGUUGGACCAAACCCAAUGCCUUCCAUAUCUGCAUCACCUCAUACAAGCUGGUGCUGCAGGACCACCAGGCCUUUCGGCGCAAGAAUUGGAAGUAUCUGAUCUUGGAUGAAGCUCAAAAUAUCAAGAACUUUAAAUCCCAGCGCUGGCAGUCUUUGCUUAACUUCAACAGCCAGAGGCGGCUGCUGCUGACUGGGACUCCUCUCCAGAACAGUUUAAUGGAACUGUGGUCCCUCAUGCACUUCCUGAUGCCUCAUGUCUUCCAGUCGCACCGUGAAUUCAAGGAAUGGUUUUCCAACCCUCUGACAGGCAUGAUCGAAGGUAGUCAGGAAUACAAUGAGAACCUAGUCAAGAGGCUGCACAAGGUGCUGCGGCCCUUCCUUUUGCGGAGGGUGAAAGUGGACGUAGAGAAGCAAAUGCCAAAGAAAUACGAGCAUGUCAUCAAGUGCCGGCUUUCCAAGCGCCAGCGUUAUCUCUAUGAUGAUUUCAUGGCCCAGGCUACCACGAAGGAGACCUUGGCCACAGGGCACUUCAUGAGUGUCAUCAACAUCCUGAUGCAGCUUCGCAAAGUCUGCAACCACCCCAACCUCUUUGACCCACGGCCCAUCCACUCGCCGUUUAUCACGGAGGGUAUCUGCUUCAACACAGCCUCUCUUGUCCUGCAUGCCCUUGAUAACGACCCUUUCAAGCAUGUGGACUUGGGAAUUUUUGACUUGAUCAACCUGGAGGGCCGGGUUUCCCGUUAUGAGACGGACACAUUCCUGCCGAAGUGGAAGGUGACAAGGAAGCUGAUUGAGGAGAUUGCUGAGUCCCCUGAUCCUCCUCCCAGACCAAAGCCAGUCAAAAUGAAAGUGAACAGGAUGCUGCAGCCUAUGCCCAAGCCAGAGAACCGUACUGUGGUGCUGGUGAAUAAUCCUCGUCCUGCAGCCCCUCUACAGCGACCCUUGGCCCCUCUGCUUCCGGAGCCACUGACCCCUGCUCUAGCUCCCAUUCAUCACGCAGGUCCAGUGUUGCCAGGAUCUGUGCAGUCUCCCGUCUCAGUCUCUCUCCCUGUGCCACCUUCUCCAGUGACCAUGUCAAUACCAGUGCCUCCUUCUGGCAGACCGCAGACCCCAACUCUAGUGCCUACUCUGAGCCAGAACAACACAGCUGCUGCUCUGCUACAUGCCCAGGCCUCUGCUCCACAAGUUCUGCCCGUGGCGAUGACUGCUGCUCAGCUGAUCCCAAACGCUCCUCGUCCUCUCUUACCACCUACUCCUGUUUCCCCCACCACAAUGACAAUGACCACCUCUUCACUUAAGCCUGGUAUAGUGCCAGCUCCUGUGGGGCAGUUGCAGGCCUCCAGCACCCUGGCUGUGCCCGGCAUGGGGCAGCCGCAGGUGCCCAGCACCCUGGCCAUGCCCAGUGUGGGGCAGCCGCAGGCACCCAGCACCCUGGCCAUGCCCGGUGUGGGGCAGCCACAGGCGCCCAACACCCUGGUCAUGCCUGGUGUGGGGCAGGUGCCCAGCACCCUGGCCAUGUCCAGCCUGGGGCAGCCGCAGGCCCCCAGCACCCUGGCCAUGCCCGGCGUGGGGCAGCCACAGGUGCCCAGCACCCUGGCCAUGCCUGGUCUGGGGCAGCCGCAGGCACCCAGCACCCUGGGCAUUCCCAGUGUAGGGCAGCCACAGGCCCCCGGGGCCCUGGCCGUGCCUGGUCUGGGGCAGCCGCAGGCCCCCGGCGCCCUGGCCAUGCCUGGUCUGGGGCAGCCACAAGCCCCCAGCCCCCUGGCCUUUCCUGGUGUAGGGCAGCCGCAGGCCCCCAGCCCCCUAGCCUUGCCUGGUGUGGGGCAGCCACAGGUCCCCAGCCCCCUAGCCAUGCCUGCCACGAGCCAGCAGUCCACCAGCACCAUGGGUUCAAGCACUGUUGGGAUGAUGAAGCCUAUGAACAUCCAUUCUGCUGUACCCACCUUGCCUGGCUACAACUUUGCAACUGCUGGAGCUCUGCAGCAAAGACUUCUCCUGUCCCCGGAUAUGCAGGCACGGUUGCCUUCAGGUGAAGUAGUAAGCAUUGGGCAACUUGCAUCGCUCGCCAACCGGCCCCUUCAAAGUGCUCCAGGCAGCAAACCCCUCACCUUCCAAAUCCAAGGCAACAAGCUGACCUUGACGGGUACUCAGGUGCGCCAGGUCACUAUGCCUCAGCCAGCCAGACAGCUGCCAAGGAAUGUAGUUCACCUGGUGUCUGCUGGGGGGCAGCAUCACAUCAUCAGCCAGCCAGCACAGGUGGCUUUGAUCCAGGCCAUGGCCCAGCAGGCAGGGCAGGCCCCUGUUGGGGUGCAGGCUGUGCCAGGCCACCAGCCUCCCACCAUUCUGCCUGUCCCCGCUACCAGCACAGCCGCUUCAGCAGUUGCCUCCACGGCAACCAUCAGUGUCCCCAUUGCUGCCACCCAAGUGCCCUCUUCGGCAGUGAACAGCUCUGGGGUGGUGAAGAUAGUAGUGCGACAAGCCCCUCGAGAUGGACUGGUGUCCCCCUCUCCUGGCCCACAGCAACCACCUCUGCGCCCUGCUACACCAACAACUGCCACUGCUUUGCCUGGCCUUCCGGCAGCUCUGAUGGCCCAACGAACCCCACUCCCCAUGAAUCCUAUGCCACCAGUCAGGCUACCCACUCAGCCACAGAUGCCGCUGCGCUCACCCACACCAGCUCCCCUGCAAGCUCUUGUGAAGCCCACGCUCCGAAUGGUACAGGCUCCAAACCCCAGCAUGGAGCAACAGCUGGUAUCAGCUUCCCUGCCUCCCUCAAUGGCUUCGUUCACUGUCACCCCAGCUGCCAGUAUAGCUGUCAGCACCUCCCCCACCCUGGCUCCCCAGACUGCGUCAAGCCCAGUGCCCAAGGAGGAACCAGAGAUGCUAAUGCUCCGCUCCACAACACCUACUCCACCUCCCCCUUCGCUCCUUGCUCCACGGCCAAGGCGACAGCCCCCUCCCCCACCCCGGUCACCCUUCUAUCUGGAAUCACUUGAAGAGAAGCGGAAGAAGCAGAAGGAGGAGCGCCUGGACCGGCUCUUCCGCCUCAACGAGCAGCACUGCAACCUUGUGCCUAUGUAUGGCACAGAGGUGCUACGCUUUUGUACCCUCUUCCCCCCUGCCCCUGCCUUGUGGAGGAAUGAGGAGGAGGAAAGUGAGGAGCAAGUGGUGGCUUGUCAGGACAUCGAAGCGAAGGGCUGGAGAGGAGCUAGCUAUGCACACUGCUAUGCAGCUCAAGUACAAAGGGAUCCCCAGAGCCUCGAGGCCUACUGGCAGCGGUCAGAGGUCUUGGCCCAGGCGAUCCUGACACCCCAGCAACGCAUCGAACAACUGACAGACAUUAUAGAGAGGUUCAUUUUCGUUAUGCCUCCUGUGGAGGCUCCUGCCAUCACCAUGCACACCUCUCACCCGCCCCCAUCGCUCCUGCUCCAGCAGGCUGUCUUCAAGGAGACACUACGCCAAGAGCUCUCACCGCAUGCCAGUUGCCUGCAUCGCAUUGUCUGCAACAUGAGGACUCAGUUCCCAGACCUCCGCCUCAUCCAGUAUGACUGUGGGAAGCUGCAGACGAUGGACAUUCUGCUGCGGCAGCUUAAGGCUGGAGCCCAUCGUGUCCUCAUCUUCACCCAGAUGACCCGCAUGUUGGAUGUGCUGGAGCAGUUCCUCAAUUACCACGGACACAUCUACCUGCGGUUGGAUGGUAGCACUCGUGUAGAGCAGCGGCAGGCACUGAUGGAACGUUUCAACGCGGACAAGCGCAUCUUCUGUUUCAUCCUGUCAACACGCAGCGGGGGCGUGGGGGUGAAUCUGACAGGUGCUGAUACUGUGGUGUUCUAUGAUAGCGACUGGAACCCCACUAUGGAUGCCCAGGCCCAAGACCGCUGCCACCGUAUCGGGCAGACACGGGAUGUUCACAUCUACAGAUUGAUUAGUGAAAGGACAGUGGAGGAAAAUAUCCUGAAGAAGGCUAAUCAGAAGAGGAUGCUGGGAGAUAUGGCCAUUGAGGGCGGUAACUUCACCACAGCCUAUUUCAAACAGCAAACCAUCCGCGAUCUGUUUGAUAUGCCGCUGGAUGAACCAGGCAAGAAAGAAGGAGAAGCCCCAGUUCUAGUACAGGAGGAAGAAGAGGACCCCAUGGCCACCAAGCAGGCACAAAUUCUGGAGCAGGCACUGUGCAGAGCGGAGGACCCUGAGGAUAUCCGUGCAGCCUCCCAAGCCAAGGCAGAACAAGUGGCUGAGCUGGCAGAGUUCAAUGAGAACAUCCCCUUGGACACAGAAGACAGACCCAGCAGGGAAGAGGAGGAGGAGAUGUCUAAGGCGGAGCAGGAAAUUGCUUCACUGGUAGAACAGCUCACUCCUAUUGAACGCUAUGCCAUGAACUUCCUGGAGGCGUCUCUGGAAGACAUCAGUCGAGAAGAAUUGAAGCAGGCAGAGGAACAGGUGGAAGCUGCCCGCAAAGACAUUGACCAGGCGAAAGAUGAGGUGGUCUUCAAGCUGCCAGAAGAUGAAGAUGAGAGCUUGCUUACAGAGGAAGGCUCCAGUAAGAAGAGCAAGAAGGCCAAGAUUUCCAGCCGCACAGGCACCCGCAUGAGCGAAAGGUUGCGUAGCACACGCCAGAUGGUGCGUGACGGGGACAGUGGAGAUGCAGAGUCCCCCCAGGCGAGGUUGCCCAAUCUCCGACAUUCCCGGGUAGCAACUGAAGAGGAGGAUGACGGUUUGCCUCAAGUGGCCCAACACACACGAGGUGCUGCUGUACGAAGGGAGCUGGUGCGGGAUGAAACACCAGCACAUCCUGUCCUGCAUGCUCGGAGGACUGUGGUUCGCCGAGAGGAGAUGUGGACUAAACCCCCAACCACUGGCGAAAGGGUACAGAAGACAGCCCCACACAGAACUGAGGCAUUAGCUCCCAGGGAUAGGGUUUUAAGAAUAACUCCCCACAGGACAGACAUCCCACCUGCUGCGGAGAAAUUACAACGAGUUACUCCACCAAAGCCAGAUCUAGGUGCUGCUGGUGAUAGGAUGCUAAGAGGCACCAUAGCAAGAACAGAGACCCAGCCUACUGGAGACAGGCUGCACCGAGGUGCCCCACAGAGAACAGAUACUGUUUUGGAUCAAAUGCUGAGGCCAGGCCAGCAGAAACCUGAGAAACCCCUUGGGGCGGAUAAUCUCCAGAUCAGCCCUGUUAGGCCUGAGGCACCAGCAUCUGAGGCACAGAUCCCCCAGCUCCAUCCACAGGGACUUGAUAGAGAGGCAGUCAAAUUAAAAGCGGAUUUAAGAGAGCAGAAAGAAGAAGAGAUUUCCCCUCUCCCCCCAUCAUCCCAUGAAUUCCAAGCCUCCAAGGAUGCCUCACAUAUUGGGGUACUAGCAUGUCAGGCACAAGAUGGUACAGUGUCUGAGAAGAAGCUGAUGAAUAUACAGACACCAUCUGACACACAGAAGGCCGUUCUGAAGAUUUCAGAGAAGGCACCAGUCCCAAUCGCUUCAGUUAACCCUGUAGAACCAGCAUGCAAGAGCAAACUAAAGGAUUCACAUGUAGGCCUCACUGUGGGGAUGCAGGAGGAGUGCCCGUCCAAGCCACAGGAAGAAACUGGUAAGAGCACCAGUUGCAGCAGUGCAGAGCAGCAUGAAUCACUGAACUCUGUGGAUGAUGCACUAAAGCAGGAAGCUCAAGAGAAAGUUGAUCGGACAGUGUCUGAGGGAGCCAUCUCUCAAAGCUCAGAGGACACCCCUCUGGAAAACACAGGCGGAGCAAAGCCUGAGUUGAUUAGGGAAGCCACCAAGGUUGAGGUGCCUGUGCUGACUUCCCCAGAUCACUCUGUAGCAGCUGCUGGGCAUGUCCCUCAACUGGAAAUUCUGCCUUAUGUCAAAGAACAAAAUGGCUUGGCGCAGCCUCCCAGAACUGGCGACUUGCCUUGUCCCAUUUCAAACUCUCUGAAUGAGCCCAAGCCUAAGAUGUCACCUCCAGAGACCAUACCACCAACACCAGAGCCAGCUAGUAGUGAAACCAGCAGCCUCAAGGAAUCACUGAAGCAGGGACAAGUAGGGAAGCAGUUGCUUGGGGACGACUUGCGAAACAAAGAAGCUGAGGUUCCAGCUAGCUGCCCAGGAGCUGACUCCUUACAAGAAAGUCCAUUAGCUGCUGUAAUCUCUCCAGGAGCUCUGUCUUCAGAUGAGAACCCCUCACCAGUCAGAGUGCCCCGCCGUCGAACCAGUGCUGAUGUACUGAUCCUUCAGAGCUGUCAGGGCAAAGAUGGGCCUGCUGCCAAAGUCUUGCGCAAGUUGCCGGGGCGUUUGGUUACUGUGGUGGAGGAGAAAGAGCUGAUCCGCCGGCGACGUAACCGUACACGCAGACUGGAUGCUGCUAGCAGUGCCAUGUUGAGUCCCAGCAACAGCUCAGCCCAGAGUGUGUCAGAGCCAGAGACUUCCCCCUCUGGCAAAGAGUUGCCAUCGCUCCGUGACUUGCCUGCCCGUCGGAGAAUUGAACUGGAGAGUCGAGCUGCAGCCAAGGUGAAAGAUGAAUGUUCAAGAGAAGAGCUGCUUGUUAAUGCUUCCACUGAGCCUGUCAAACGCAAACGAGGACGUCCCCCCAAGAACAAGUUCCCUGAGCAGCAGAGUUCAGGCUUGCCACAGCCCUUACUUGAGCCAGCCCUGGAAAUCAACCCCCAAAGCAAGGCACUGGAGAAGAAGGUACUGGAGCUCCAACCCCAAAAUAAGGCACUGGAGAGAAAAACACCUGAAACGAUCUGUGCAAAGAGGGAGUCUCCCAAGAGUAAGAUUCAGAGUAGCAAGAAUGACUCACCUGUAGAAAAGCGAAGGCGUGGCCGGCCUCCCAAGGUACGGGAAUCCCCUGUCAUGCCUCCCAAGCCUGCUUCUGAUACGCUGCCAGCCACACUUAAAAAACCUCUGAUCACAGAACUAUCCCCUAAGGUGCCAGAGCAGUUGAACACACCUGUUGGACCUGCCCCAGUGACAGAGGCAACGCCUAGGGUUCAUGAAUCAGUAGUCAUUCAUCCUAAAUCAACUUCCAUCUCAAAAAGCUCCCCUAAGGGACGGAACCGUAUGGCCACCCAUCCCAAACUCACAUCAAAAUCUGUUCCUAAGGCCAGGCCUCCAAAACCUCUUUCUAAAUCAUCCACAAAUGUGAGGAAACCGCUUGCUAUUCCACCUGCAACACAGGCUUCCCCAGAGGCACAAGGGCCGCUGCUGCCUCCACCGUGCAUGCUACCCCAGACCGCCUUUACUCCCCCAUCAGCAGAAUCUCCACCCAAGCGGAAGAGGGGCCGCCCUCCGAAGAACUCGCCCUCUCCUUGUGUAGAGGUAGCACAACCUCCGCCUUCAACCUCUGACCAAGAGACCUCCAUAGAGAACCAGGCCCCAGCUCCUCCAGUUCGCAAGCGUCGGAGGCGAAGGAGAAAGGAUGAACUGGGCCCCGCAUUGCCUAGUGUCAACCAGAGCUCAUCUGAGGGUGAGGAUGCCCGCCCACUGACAAGACUAGCUCUGCUCAAGCGAGAGGAAAAGCCGGAGUUGACCAGUGAGGGUGUAGUUCAGCCUUCCCCAAAGCAUGUUGUCACUGAGGGUCUGUCAUCAGCAGAGAGCAGUACUUGGGAACAGCCUUCUAGUGACACCCCCUCCCGUUCUACACGUCUCCGGCCUGGCAGUCUUGUUCCACCACUGGAACGGGAGACCCAGCGACGGAAGCGGCGCUGCUCCUUGGAAGGCAGUCGGAGGAGCAACAGCAGCAAGUCUCCUGCCCCCCAAGCUGUCUCUGAGCAAGAAGGUGGAGAGUCGGAGUCUUCCCUGCGAUCCUCUUCUGAGUCAAGUGGUAACAAGUGUGUCCAGCAGCCCAAGCGCCAAUGCCGUGAAUCUGCAGGGGCCCGUGGCAGAGGGAGGGGCCAGCGGCACCACGGUGGCUUGGCUGACCGCGUUCUCCGUAGUGCGGCUAAGCCUGCCGAGAACACCCGCUCGGCCUCCUCCCCCAUCCCCUCGCGGAAAGCGGCCUCUGCUUCUGCUAACACCCCACCUGGGGCAGUUGUGGGAGUGCCCUCAACUGCCACCUCCCCAGCUGCUCCAGUUACCUCUUCGCUAAGUAACAGAGGCCGCAAGCCCAAGACGUGACCACAAUGAAAGGAGUUAUGAUGUAACUUCUCUAUGGGGAUGGGUCAGUGGCCGUUUCUUCCCCUGCACAUAUCCUAAGCAGAUUCAGCCUCCGCCCUCUUUACUCUUCCCCUUUACAUUGGGGCAGCAGAAGGGGCUCAUGUUGUACCCACACAGCUCCCUGCAUUCCAGACUUGACUGUUAGAGUACUACUUGAACGGAGGACGGUGAGCACAGUUCAUUCCCUGUUGUUCUCUGAGUGGGGCGCAGGGACACUCCUGCUGAAGUAUCUAGCCACCUGGGUAUGUAGCUCAGCUGUUCCGUCACCAUGGGAGGUGGCACGGCCAGCACUUUCUCAAUGAAUUCUGCUACUUUCCUGAUGGGUGGGGGAGCAGCUCCGAGAGUUACACUACAGGGCUCACAUCAUCCCUGAACGCCCCACCAAUUCAGUACCACUUUGGGCUUUCUAGGCGCUUGCAUCCUUUUUUUGGGGUCACCUUUUGGGGUUAUGUGUCUGCCCUUUUUUCUCCCCCCACUUCCCUCUCCUCCCCCAAAGUAACAUAAGGGAUGCCUCCUGAUUUAUAACACAGCUAGCUCUUACUUUUUUAAAGGCUUUGGGUUGGUUUUUAAAUGACAGUGACCAAAUGCUGGCUUUCUCCCUCUCGAUUGUCCCCACGGCUUAUUCCAUUCUCCGCUCGGAGCCUCUUGAGGCACAAGGUGGUGGGCCAGUGGAGUCCUCACAAUGAGGUGCGAGGCUGCCCCAGGGAAGGUGGUGCCUCCACUGCUUGCACCGCUGCUCACACAUUCACACGCACCAGGAGAAACUGUCUUAUUUUUAAUGAUGUAUAUUGCAGUCUCACUGCUUUGAGGACUUGGUGGGUAUCUCCGUUUGCUCAGAUCCCUCGCCCCUUCCUCUCGCCCCUUACUCUGUGUACAGCUCUUGUUGUAAAAUAGGUUCUUUUGAACAUAAUCUAUGCAAAGGUUAUUUUGUAUAGGGGAGCACAAUGUUCCCUCCCCUCCCCCACCGCAGCGGGAUAAAGGGGUGGCAGUGAUUCUCUGGUUUUGGGGAGGGGAUGCAGUUGGGGUGGAGGGGGAGGUGUUCCCAUGGAGCUGUCUUUCCUACUGAAGCAUGUUCAGAACUUGUACAGAAGACCGAUGUAAUCUUUCUUCAGAAUAAUGCUAUGAAUAAAGUGUUAAAAAAAGAAAAACCAACAGCACACC